AUGUUAUCAGCAUUCUUCUUCACCGCGUUUAUUUUAUGUUUGUCAAACACUUUACCAUUGUCUGACUUUUUCCCGUUUGGAGAACAGAUAGGUGAUUCCAUUGUGCGACCGAACGAUGACGAAGCUGAAGGGCCUUUUACUUUGCCUCACAUUUUCCCCUAUUUCGAUAAUAAUCAUCGUCAAAUUUGGAUAGCCAAUAAUGGUCUUUUCUCGUUUCUCUCAGCGAUUCAUACGUUUGUACCAGAUCCUUUUCCACUAGCAGAUGAUCAACGUCUUAUAACUGGCUUUUGGUCUGACAUCGAUACGCGAGGUUUAGUUAAUGGUACUGGGAACCGGGUUUAUUAUCAUAUUUACAGCGAUACAUUUCUAUCGAACAUUACAUUAUCAAUAUUUAUGAAAGUCAGGGAUUAUGUACAAAGAUUCUUUUCUCAACAACGACUGUUUGAACCAACAAUGGUGAUCACAGGCACUUGGGAUCGUGUCGGCGCUUACGCUAAUCAGAUAGAUAAAUUGAAUACAUUUCAAAUUGUAUUAGCUACUGAUAGUGAACGAAGUUUUGUUUUCCUUCUUUAUCACGAUUUGCAAUGGGCUGGACCUUCAUAUACCUCAGAACCCUAUGCGCAAGCAGGUUUCAAUGGAGGUGAUGGCAUUUCUUUUGAAAUGCUUCCCCAUUCACGUACGAAAGAUAUAGUACACCUGGUGAAUGAAAGCAAUGUUAAUAUGCCUGGCCUAUUUGUUUUUCGUGUAGACACAGACGAGAUUGAUGCUGGUGGUUGUAGCAGUAAUAUAUCUGUUGUUACUCUACGUCCACGCAUUAGCUCUCAACUAGGAUCUACGGCAUUAAAUAUUCAAGGACCUUGUUUUAGCAAUUCGACUACAAUCAAGUGCCGAUUUGGUUCAUCACCAGAAGUCGUCGACGGGAUAAUAAUUGAUACAUUUCGAGCGAUAUGUUUGACACCUUUUGCUCCCAUACAUGGAUCAGUACCAGUCAGCGUAUCGAUUGACAAUGGUGUUUCUUACAUGCCAGUUAGCAGUUUUACCUAUGCUCCGUUGCAAUUUGGUUCAGAUGAUGUCAUCAUUGAUACAAGAAAUCAAGACUAUCUACUCAAUGUUGUACAAUAUAUUAAUCUCACGUGGCAUUUUUCAGAAUCAACACGAAAUACCUUUCCCAAUGGGACUUCCAUCGAAAUACAACUAGUCGAAGUAAGCCUUAAUAAUCGCUCUCAAUUACAACAAGAAAAUUCACCUAUGAUACUUAUUCAAGAUAUAAUGCCCGAUGUUACCUCGCUUCGUCUCCUUGUACCAGAAAGUAUUGCAUAUAUUAAAGCAUGCUUCAUCCGUGUUGUAGCUUGUUUCAAGAACAAAACAUAUGCUGGGCUCAAUACAGGCAUAUUAGCUGUGCGCAGUCUACCUGCAUUCGCAACUACAUCUUGUGUCGAAUGGUCUCAAGGACAACCUGAACCAUCUGCAUGGAAUGGUGGUAUCCUUCCAUGUCCAAUGACGCGUACACAAGCAGUUGCAGCCGGCCGUUGUUGUUAUGAAUCUGAUAGUCAAUGUUAUAGAAAUAACCUGAAUCAAAAUAAUUGUUGGCUUCAUAGAGCUCGUUCUGAGCUUAAUGAAAGUUCGGCUGUUGAAUGCUAUUUGUCGAAAAGUUCGAAUAUUUAUGGUGCCGGGGCCGAAUGUUGCUAUGAUUUUGAAGGACAACUAAUAACACGCGGAACUGGCUCAGGUACAGAUGACCGAUAUCGACCAAUCGCAUUAGCAGUGCAACAUUUUUUUGAUGAUACAUUACCAUAUCUACAAUGUUGUAUGUUCAGUAAUAAUGCUGAAAAUUGUCAGUUAUAUAUGCAUUAUCGACCACCACGACGAGGUAGUAAUACAAUGGGUGAAAGUGGUGGAACGUGGGGUGAUCCGCAUUUCAUUACACUAGAUGGAACAUCUUAUACAUUCAACGGUUAUGGAGAGUAUACUUAUUUGGCCAUUAGUAAUGACCCAAGAUCAUCAGAAACGUUUCAACCGUCGAUCCAAUCUCAUGUCUUUGUAUCACAAAUUCGUACUAUGCCACUUGAGUCAACUAAUGUUACUGUUACAAAAGGUUUUGCAGCUCAAUCAUCGCAUCCUGAAAGUCAACCAAUAAGUAUCACUGUUUCUCGUCGUGAAAAUCUUGUCAUGCGUCGUGGAAAUGAAGUUCUUGAGUUCGAAGACAACAUUCAUAUGCUAUUUUUUCCUGAAAUGACCAUCGAACGAAAUCCAACCGAUAGUAAUACUAUCAUUCUUUCGUGGACUAUAGGUGUAACUGUUCAGAUAAAACUCGUUUUAACGAUAUCACCUUCGACAGCACUCGUGCUUAAUGUAGCAGCGUCUGUAGCUGAAACGUUUCGUGGACGAACAUAUGGCCUGUUAGGUACUUAUGAUGGUAAUUCCACAAAUGAUUUACGAUCUUCAAAUGGAAUAAUAGUGAAUUCUAAUGCUUUACCAGAACAAAUCCAUCAACAGUUCGGUGUUACUUGGGCUAUUCGCCCAAAUGCUUCUGUAUUUUACUAUGACUUAGGUCAAUCAGCCCAAUUCUUCGAAGAUCAAAAUAGAUUAUUCGUUCCAUCUUUUACCGAACCUACCAAUACACCAACGCAAGAUGAAUCUGUUCGAGGUAUAUGCAAAAUUGAUCCGAAUUCUUUAUCAUCUUCAUGGAAUAUCGCUCAACGAACAUGUUACUAUGACAUGUCAGUUACAAAAGAUGAAACCUUUGCGCAAACAUCUUUUAAUAUUAGUGAUGAACUUUUAUCGAUUAAAGCUAAUUUACGAAAUCCACCUCUCUUUAAUAGUGAACUUCCUGUCUACAUGCAAGCGAAACAUAAUGAGCGAAUUCAUCUAAUAAUCGACGCAACCAGUAAUGAUUCCAUGAGCAAUAUUGUUCUAUCCGCUGAUCAUCUACCUCGUGAUGCUACGUUUAACACACAAACAAAGGUAUUUGAGUGGACAGCUAUUGAAGGGGAAGACUCUGUUCGAAUUCGAGCGAAGGAUUUAGCUUUCAAUUUAACAGCAACACACGAAAUUGUCUUUCAAGUAAAGCAAAUUAAUAAGAAUAAUGCCGCUCAUUCAGAGAUGCAAGGUGUUUUCCUCCUCUUGGUCGCAAUUCUUUGUAUGCUUUCUAAAUAA
Messenger RNA from Rotaria socialis, 3156 nucleotides. The record is from the annotation of a GenBank genome assembly. Lineage: Eukaryota; Metazoa; Rotifera; Eurotatoria; Philodinida; Philodinidae.